GCAGCAGCAACAACGACGUUGUAAAGAGGAUCAACCAGCAGCAGACUUACUUGGCAGGAAGGCGAGGGUCACUGUAGGAAGGAGCCAGGUAGAUUACAUUCCAGGCAGAUUCUCAAGUCCUCUCACAAUAUUUGCUUCAGCGAAUCCUAAAAGCUAAAAGCUAAAAGCUACAAGCAGCACCUUCCUUAGCUAUUACUAGCUAGUAUUACUAGCCAGCUACCAACCUUUUCUUUUCCUUCUCUCCAGUAAGACACACUACCAGGUACCCUUCACAGUCACAGCCAACAAGUCUAUUUUAUUACUUUUAUUUUAUUACUUUAUUACUUUAUUAUCGACCAUGAGCCCCUCAGUCUCUGAUUCCACCAACCUUCCUGAACUUCCCGCUGGUUUUGUACCAGGCGAACACGAUGUUGUGAUUGGCAAGGGUAAGAAAUUCUAUUUCCACACGGGCAAUCAAUGGCUGCGCACCUUGGUGGCGUCCAUGUUGGGUGAGUACAAGCAGGCUCAGACCAAGAGCGACAAGUCCAACAUCAUCAGUGAUGUUGUUGAGUACGUCCGCAAGAAUGGACGCUUUGUCAAGCGGGACCUCAAGACCGGCCAGUGGGUUUAUGCCGAGCCUCUCUUGUGCCGCGAGAAAUGCUCGCAAACGUUCCGAGAUAAUUUGGCAGAGACGUACCGUUCCUCCAACGUGGCCAAGAGAAACAAGCGUCGUCAAGAACAAGAAGAUAAGAAGAGAGGCAGUCCUUCUGCUACUCUCAAUGCUACUGCUAAUGCUAAUGCUGUCCCUCAAGCCAAGAGAAUGAGGACCAUGCCUCCUCCUUCUCAUGCUGCUCAUGCUCAUGCUGCUGCAGGCUUUGCUUCCAUGGCAUCAGAUGCUGCUGCCUCUGCAGCUGCUGUCAAUCAAGCUCCUCCAAGUCUCCAAGCUUCAGGCAUUCCCUCCAACUUGUUUGAUCUGGAAAUGCCUCUUUGGUCCCCCAAGGCUCAAGCUCCUUCAAUCAUGCAGAGGAACAGCUUGGAUCUAUCUGCUCUGGUCACUAGGGGAAGCAUGACAGGGGCCACUACCACUCAUCCUGGAGCAACUGCAAGCAAUGGGCAUUCGUUCUCCUUGGGAAUGCAGACUGUCAGUGGAAAUGGAAAUGGACUUGGAAAUGGACUUGGAAAUGGACUUGGAAAUGCCACUGCUGAUCAGAGCAACCUGUCCAACUUGCUCAACUCUCUUCCUGACAUUCUCUCUCAGACAUUGAAUGCCAAUAACAGUGCCAAUGCCAAUAACAAUGGCAACACGGAUGCCACAGCAAACCCAUUCAAUAUCAACCCAUUCGAGCCUACCCCUCUACAAAACAUGCCCGCCAUGCCUCCUCUCACUGGAGGAAACAACAGCAACUACGCCAACGCUACCACCAAUUCUUCCGACUUGGCGGCUUCUUUGGCGAACUUUGAUGCAAACGCCAUCUUUGGAGCGCUCGAAAAUGUAUUGCAGCAUGCGGGACCGCAGCAAAAGAGACACAGCUUGGCACCUCUGGGAGAUGAUUGGUUCAAGUUCCCCGCUCCGCCUGCUAACAACGGCGACGAAUCACAGAACAUUUCCGCCGCAUUUGCUGCCUAAGCAAACAACCUAACGACCAGCCACGGAGCAAGAGCAGGCAACCACACUCAUGUAUCUAUCUAUUCAAUUGAUUUGAUUUGAUUUGAUUUGAUGCACGCACUUUUUUAUGUCAUUGCAUAGUACGAACGAGCGACGAUAGUACGAAGUAAAAUAAAACUAACCAACUAGUCGAACUACGCAUUUUAUUUU
Messenger RNA from Seminavis robusta, 1795 nucleotides. NCBI's taxonomy places the organism in Eukaryota, Bacillariophyta, Bacillariophyceae, Naviculales, Naviculaceae. The record is from the annotation of a GenBank genome assembly.